Molecule: messenger RNA, 2630 nt
Organism: Cyclopterus lumpus (lumpfish)
Lineage: Eukaryota; Metazoa; Chordata; Actinopteri; Perciformes; Cyclopteridae
Gene: gask1b
Product: golgi associated kinase 1B
Exons: 4
Coding region: 80-1612 (510 amino acids)
Cellular component (GO): Golgi apparatus
Source: RefSeq, a predicted model, not a curated record
GGAGUUGUGCCGUCCUCCCCGGUUGGUAGUCGGGCUCCAAACCGGGGACAGUCACCCCAUGAUGAGCACAUAAGUUCUAAUGGGGAAGUCUCGCUUUCACCGGCUGUUCUUCCCUUGCCUGAAACGGACCAGCAGCUUUCGGAGGUGCCCUCUUUCAAACAGGAGUUUGAUCCUUGCGAGCGCGUGCGUGGUUUAUUUAUUGGUGGCCGUUUCACAAGUCGGAUACUCGCAGCAGCAGCAGCAGCAGCAGCGGGCCAGGAGCAUUGAGAACGACAAGUACCGGCACACCCGUGGAUUGUAUCACUUGGAUGUCCCGGACUCUGUGGAUUUGCAGACCGGAGCGGGCUUCGUGGUCCCGACGCGGUCCAACGUGGUCUACAUAACGCUUAAGCCGAAGCGCCUGAAACCGGCACACAUCCGGGGUACGAUCAGACCGAAAGCGAGGAGGAAAGUGAGGAGGAAAAAGAACGAGGCUCGUUCGGCUUUUACGCAGAACAAACGUGGCGCUAUGGAGCGGCACGCGGGCCAAACGAAGCGCGGCUCUGCAUCGACUAGUUCAGGAGGAACCGGGGGUGUUUAUUACAAAUCUUUAGACAUAAUCCCCACGGACCCACAUGCAGACUUUCACAUAAGUUCCAUACGAAUAUACAGCCAGAAGGCACCGCCGUGGCUCAGCCCACGGGACGUGAACGUCAUGCGCUUUCUGGCGGAUGCCAAAGUUUUGCGCGUCAAAGAAGUGUUUUCCGGCGGAGACUCUCCGUCACUUCUGGUAUUCGAGGGCGAGACAAGCCCCGCGAUCGACCUACCACGCACACAACGGAGCCGUGUGUGCGGGGGUCAGUGUGGAGUCGUGGGCAGACCCGUGGACACCACGGAGGUCUUUGCUUUCCAUCUGGACAGGGUGCUGGGGUUCAAUAGGACAUUACCAGCAGUAAGCAGAAGGUUCAGCUUCCUCCACGAUGGCCAGCCCUGUCCAGUGGUGUCAUGGGAUGCUUCUCUCUACCCAGAAGGCCGUGCUGCAGGCUGGUCCAGCGUGAGGUUAACGUGGGGGGAGUACCAGAGCUCCCUGAAACAGAGGUGUUGGCAUAAAAACAUCAGCCCAAAGCCGGACUCCGGCUGCUCCACCGUCCAUCACUAUGAGUGGAGUAAACUGGCUCUGUUUGACUUCCUGUUACAGAUUCACAACCGUCUGGAUCAGAGCUGCUGUGGAUUCAGGCCCAGGCAGGAGGAUGUGUGCGUGGAGCUCGGCCACAACGCUGAAUGUGGGGACCAGAGCCACAUACAACUGACACACAUCGUCCACAGGGGUCACGACCCCAGACGCCUGGUCUUCACCAACAACGAGGGCUUCUUCGACCGCAAUGAGGACAACCUGGACUACAGGCUCCUGGAAGGAAUCAAAGAGCUCCCAGAGCAGGCGGUGUCGGUGCUGAAGAACAAGAGGCUGAGGGAGAAGCUCCUCCAGUCGCUGUUCCUGGACCAGACGUACUGGGAGAGCCAGGGCGGCCGGCCGGGCAUCGACAAGCUCAUCGACGUCAUCGAGAGGCGGGCCACGGUGCUCCUCACCUACAUCAACGCUCACGGGAUCAGAGUCAUGGCGAUGAACGUGUGACGAGAGUCACGGGGCGGACAAGUGACCUCGAUAACGUGACACAGAUGAAGUAGAUUAACCACUUGAUCUUCGCUGAAUGUCGUUUAACAAGAGCACUGGAGCAUCAUCCACUUACAUUUUUCUCUAAGUGGCUCGGGGGGGGGGGGGAAAGCAAUAUCACAUCAGCUCGUGUUACAAUGUCGGUUCUUUAAUAUCAACGAUACAAGAGCAUGCGAGCAUAAUGGAGUCAAGUAAAAGUGGUCCUAAUCUUCCGGACCGUCUCAUUUCACUGUGAAACAUUGAAAGAAGAGAAUAAGAUAGAUUUUUUUUCCUUCUUCAAAUAUUCGUAAAAAAAAGAAAAAAAGAAUCACAUUGCUAAUAACAGUCUUAUUAUAAAUCGCUCACUAUCCUUUCGAAAUAGAAAGCUUCAAAUGCAGUCAUGGUAACCAGAGAUGCUUUAAAUGAACGUUUUUUAAAUAUUUAAAAUGUUUCGAGGCCGUCGUUUUCUACAGAAUAUGCUGCCGUUAUAACUUUGCUCCUCCUGAGGUCUGGCAUGACGUGUAAUUUGCUUUGCGUAUGUUUGGUGUGCCCUCAGUGAUGCUGUAAUGUGUGUGUGGCAGGAAUUACAGUAAGAUCUUAUUAAAGGCUUUCAACAUAGCGAACAAGCCACAACUCAGAUAUCUUGUGUACAGUCUUAAAACUUUUUAUUUUUAACCAAACUCCCAAGAAGUCUUCAAUAAGUUUCCAACAUGAUUAUCUCAAAGAUGUUAUUAUGGGAACAGCUUUGCAUUGUGUCUGUACUUUACUUUAUAAACUGAAGAACUUUAUGAUGAAAAGUCAGAUGGUGUUAUUUUGUUUCAUAUGCACUUUUUUUAACUUUCUUCUUUAAUUGUUGACGAUGUUUCGAGCAUCGGAAGGUCAAUAAACUCAUUUGCCAAAUAUUUCUGCUUAAUUUUAGGAAAAAGGAGCACAAUAUUCUUUUGACAUCACUUGAUUUCAGGUAAUUUGUCGGUUUGGCACUUAAAUUGUCCUAAAUGAC